Dermacentor silvarum is the source of this 3637-nucleotide messenger RNA. It is a transcript of the gene Nf-YA, whose product is annotated as nuclear transcription factor Y subunit alpha. The transcript has 9 exons. Bases 832 to 1941 code for a protein of 369 amino acids. NCBI's taxonomy places the organism in Eukaryota, Metazoa, Arthropoda, Arachnida, Ixodida, Ixodidae. Gene Ontology annotation, biological process: regulation of transcription by RNA polymerase II. Gene Ontology annotation, cellular component: CCAAT-binding factor complex. Gene Ontology annotation, molecular function: RNA polymerase II cis-regulatory region sequence-specific DNA binding; DNA-binding transcription factor activity, RNA polymerase II-specific. The record is from RefSeq and is a predicted model, not a curated record.
AUUCCGAUGCUAUUAUCAGUCUUACCGAGAGGCUGGCUCUAGAGACAGCGGGGCCGUACGAAACGCUAAAGGGCAGUUAAAAAAUCUGGUCCCAGUACUCGCUAUCUCGCCAGUGCCGUUGAGGCAAACUGAAAUAAAUCUAGUACCGCAGGGCAAGUACUUGGGGGACUACGUGCUUGCGUGCAUAGCACUUGAAGCAAUUUUGUUGUCUGAUCGAAAUUAACUAUCGCGGCACAUUUCUGCCUCAUCACGCUGGCCGCAAAGGCAACUUCACUAUGCUUUGCCAUCAAAGCUUGUAGUGUGUUGAAGACUGCAUCUGCUGCAUCCUGCUCUCUGCGACACCAUGUGCACCCAAGUACUCAGUUAAAUAUAAAAAAUAGAGAAAUAAAGGUAAAAAAGCGAUAAAGAAGAAGCCAUGAUAUCGCUACCGCGCUUAUCGCAACCAACGAUCGCAAUCGCAUCUCUAGCCGUGCGCGGCGCCAUCUUGGCUGUUCUCGGGCUGUGGUCACCCCUUUCAAACGAGCGCGAGACCAGUCUAAAAUUUAUUUACUCGGCCUUUAGACGUUCCAUUCUGUGCUUAGCGCUUUGUUUUUAUCACAGAAAUAUUUCCAUGCGUCGUCUGCAUACUAAAGAAGCCGGCAGGUUGGUCGCCAAUAAAGACGAAGCUUCUUGUUUUUAUGACGAAUGAUUUCGUUGUCCAUUGGCGCAGGUUUUCCAUAGUCAACCGGAGCCAAUCAAGAGAACCUCCCGCUGAACCAGUGCGCUUCUACGAAUCGCUGUAGGUGGGUCCCGAAGAGCAGGAGCCUGGCCUGACGGGCGGAGGGGGCAAGCAUGCAGAUGGAGCAGUACCAAGUGGUCAGCUCGGUCGGGGCAAGCCCCUCGCAGGGGCAGUCUCUGGCUGUGGCUGCCACUGACCAGCAGCAGCAGCAGCAGGUGGCCGUCAUGCAAUCCCUCUCGGGGACGCCCAUUGCCCAUGUUACCACCGCACAGCCACAGGUGCUGCAAGUCUCCCAAGGCAAUGGCCAGACUCAGCUGCUGCAAGCAGGCGGCCAGCAGAUCAUGGUGCAAACAUUGCCAAAUGGCCAGACUGCUGCCAUUCAGAUACAAGGCCAACCAGGCCAGCAGAUACCACAGCUUCAAGUGAUCCCCAUCAGCCAGCUCCAGGGACAGCAGGGCCAGCAGAUCAUUAUCCAGCAGCCCCAGCAAGGCCAAAUUCUGCAAACGUCAGAUGGACAAACACUCGUGUAUCAGCCUGUCACAGUCGAUGGCACCAACUUCGUGCAGGGCCCUGGAGGCAUAAUCCAGAUUCCUCAGGGGGCGCCACAAAUGGUGCAGGCAGCGCAGGCAACACCGCAGACCAUAACCCUGCCAUCUUCUGUGGGUGGAGGAAACAUAGUCAUGUUCCAACAGGUGAUGCCCAACCAUAAUGCCGUGGCAGCAGCUCAGGCAGCGAAUGCCGGGGCAGCAACCCUGCAGGCGGUACAGCGCAUCCCAUUGCCAGGAGCCACCACGACCACCACGACCGCCCCUGCUGACGUAGUGGAAGAGGAGCCUUUGUAUGUCAAUGCCAAGCAGUACCAUCGCAUCCUUAAGCGACGCCAAGCCAGGGCGCGACUCGAAGCCGAAGGUCGCAUACCCAAGGAGCGAAGGAAGUACCUACACGAGUCGCGGCACCGGCACGCCAUGAACCGGAUCCGCGGCGAGGGUGGGCGAUUUCAUUCGGGUAGCUCGCGCAAGGAUCACGGAGAGAACUCGCCUGGUGAUACUGGCAGCAACCACAACUCCGUGGACGGCUCCUCACAGCACGAUGAUGUCUCCAACGGGCUUCACUCCCUUGAGGUACUCGAGAACCAGUCUUCAAAGUACACCUUCACAGUGCAGAAUGGUCUUAUCAACGUGAUGCCCUCAGAACUUAUGGUGGCCAGUGGAGAUUCAAACUGACAGCCAGUGACCAGCAGCAACCAUCAUCAAAACUUUGUCAUCACCAUCAUAAUCACCACCAUCAUCACUCAACCUCCACAUCUGUACAAAGGACACCACACCUGGCAUUCAGAAUGCAUCGCAACCAUGUGUACAUAUCUCAAAAAGAAGCUACUGACAUUGUCGAUGAAAGACAGACAUCUGAUGCUACCAUGUGUGUGUUUGACACCUCGACAGCUGCUUACGAUAUGCGUGGCGUGCCUGUGCAUGGUGUUCAAUGAUAGUCUAGCAAUGCAAGUGCUCCUCCCUUUUUCCUUUGUGCCUAUCAUAGUUAAGCAAACUAUACGUGACUAUAUGGUUGGUUUCUCGACGGUUUUAUAUCUUCUGAAAUAACUGCCUUAAUUUUUUUGUAUGUACAGCAUGCAGGGUUGCAGUGUAUUGAAAACAUAUCAAUGCCAACGAAUAAGCGGAAAUGUGUUUCUAGGUGAGAUUCCAAAUUUGUGAAUUACGUUGAAGUGCCAAGAACUGCAAAAUUACUCACUAGGUCAGAAAAUGUACCAACAAUUAGAGUACCACUUUUCUUUUUUAUUGAAGAUGUGAACCUUCGCUCUGCCUGUUGCAAUGGUUUCAUGUUCUGAGCCUACAACUACUUUCUUUAAGAUCUCGUCACUGAAGCAGUAAGCCUAGCUGCAAUUAUGGAAUUCUGCGCCAAGAGAGCUUGAAAGUUGCAUUUUGUGUGAAAUGCUGGGUAUUUUGGUACCACACUUGCAGCGCCAUUGCUGCCGAGUGAGACCCAAUUUGCUUGCAAGUGUGAAAGUAUGUGACAGUAAACAUGUAUAUAUAAACUUCUCAAUAAGAAAGCAUGUGACAGUCUGGGUUUUGUUUUUAAUGAGUAGCUUGGUAAGUCAAUACGUGUCAUGCGCACAUUUAGUUUAUGCUCUGAUAAGAGCAUCAUUUUGCUUGCGCUGGCUAAAAUUAUUGUAAGUUCUACGGACAGGUUAGUGUGACCCAUGUGCAUGCGUACAUGUGCAUUGUCAUAUCAAUGCUUGAUGUUGCCCCUUUAAGCAAAAGGUGCAAUGGACAAAUGCCAUUGAGAGGAUGGAAAUCGAAGUGCUGUUCUGUGUGAUUUGUUUCUGUAGUAAAAUACAGGCUUAAAUUCUGCAACUUAUUAAUUCCAAACAAGCACAUGCUAAUGCAAGCUCUGUACAUAUACGUUGGUAAAUAGUUGAACAUUUUUUUUUUUAAUGUAAUAAAGAGAGGUGAGAGUUUUACUGUUUCCCGAGUGAAAAUAUCAUACUUCAGAAAUGUCAUUUAGGUCACCAUGGUCAUUUCUUAAUAGCAUUGGCAAUGUAUUUUCUGGAAGAAAGCAUCAGUGAGUUGUUGAUGCCACUUGUUUGCAUUACUAACAGAACCGGUACUUAAUGCAAUGAAAUACCAUGCAAGUUGUGUACCUCCUGAGGUGUUUCACACCUUGGUUUUGAUUAGAGCUUCUCAGUGAAAUUCGGCCAGCAUACGUAUCACGUGUUCUUAGCCAUCACAUUGUGUUGUCCUUAGAGCUAAUGUCACACCUACUAACAUAUGCACUUUUGUACUUGUACAAAUCGAAACAUGUUCCCUCUACUGGUCAUACGAUGUGCAAGGUGUUCUUAAUUUUUGUGUUUUACUGUUGCAGUAGCCUGAAAUGUGUGCUUGUUACAAUUAAAUUUCUUAUUGAUGA